AUGGCGGCGCGACUCGGAGGCGGCUUGCUCCUCGUAGCAGUCAUGUGCGUGGCGGCGGCGUGCGUUCCGACGAGCUGCGCGCAGCCUCCUCCGCCGACGAAGGCGCAGCUGCGCGCGGAGCUGCAGAGCAUGGCGAAGAGCAUCGUGAAGCGGUACCCGCAGUACUCGCGAUACGCGCAGGACGCCACCAAAUACAUCAACUUCGCACUGAACUCCAAGUACGAUCUGUCGGCGCUGCGAGACGCGUCCAUCCUCAUCCCCAACAACGUGCAGGCAGAAGCCCUCGCUAAGAGAAUCCCCGCUAAGAGCAGCAGCAUCCCCAAACUGUACAACAUCACAGCGUUCCACAUCCUGCGCCGCCGAAUGACCCUCCCGCAGAUGAGGCAGGUGAAGCUGCGGACGGCGAUAGGCACGCAGCUGAGACAGCCGCUCUUCAAGAUGACGCCGAUGGGGAACAACAGCGCUGUGUCGUUUGCUAGAGGGCCGUACUUGAAGGCAGACCAGUGGACCACCAUUCGUAUCCCGGGGCUGUACGUAGGCCGAUGGUUCAUUGCCCAUGGGGUGGAUCGGGUGAUCAUCCCCACUCACACCAAAAGGGUUAGGGAGGGAGGAGACGGAGAGGAGGCGAAGGCAUAUGGAGAGGAGGAUGAUGAGGAGGAGGAGGAGGAGGAGGAGGAGGAGGAGGAGGAGGAGGAGGAGGAGGAGGAGGAGGAGGAGGAGGAGGAGGAGGAGGAGGAGGAAGAAGAGGAGUGGUGGUGGAGGUGGUCGAGGUCGUGUUGA
Closterium sp. Naga37s-1 is the source of this 780-nucleotide messenger RNA. Lineage: Eukaryota; Viridiplantae; Streptophyta; Zygnematophyceae; Desmidiales; Closteriaceae. The record is from the annotation of a GenBank genome assembly.